AUGUAUAUUCUUCAGAAAUUCUUGGGCAGAUUGUUGCUCGCUCCACUAAUUCAAGCGAAUGGAGUCAGACAAUUGUUUCCUUGUUGGGAUCAAUCGCAUUUAAAGGCCACGUUUAAUAUUUCAAUCAAACAUCCUCGUUAUUAUUCAGCUUUAUCAAAUAUGCCGACAAAGUUCGUGACCUAUGAAAAUAAUAGCGAUUCAAUACACACAUAUUUCUACAUUACUCCUCCAAUGUCUAUUUCACAAGUUGCAAUAGUUAUGACUAAUUAUAAUUUCACUAAAAUUAACGAAAACGUUACUUUGUGGUUAUGUUAUUCAGAAAAGAAGUCUUCAAAACUUUUUGAGUUUGCACGAAGAAUCAUAUACAAUAUUACAUUGCAUUUAAAAUCUGAAUUCAAUGGAAUAAAUAUUCCAAAAAUGGAUCAUGUUGCAAUUCCAAAUUUUCCACAAGACGGCACAUCGAAAUGGGGGCUUAUCUUUCAUACGGAAGCUAAUAUUAUUUAUAAUAAAAAAUUAGAUCCAUUUAUGCGCAAAAUAGAAGUCGCACGUUUAAUAGCAUCUAAGAUUGCAUAUCAGUGGUUUAGUAACGUUCUCAAUAUUUGGUGGCUCCAAUUCUGGUUACAUGAUGGUUUUGCUAAUAUAUUCGGAGAAGAAGCUAUUGCUAAGAGCUUCAAUAGUUCUGAAGUAAUGGAUCUUUUCGUAGUUCAGAAUCAAUACGAAUCUCUUCAUUUGGAUUCUCAUUAUAAUAUGAAUUCUUUAAAAUUGACUGUCCCACCAGAAAUUGAUUCAAUUUUCAGUUUUCCGCGUUACAUAAAAGUAAUAAUUAUCUUAAGGAUGCUCCAAAGUGCUAUUACCGAUAAAGUGUUUCGAAAUAAUAUCCAUACAUAUAUAAAUAGACAGCAUUAUCCUAUUGUAAGCUUGGAGCAAGAAGCUGAUCCUUUCAAACGAAGAUUGUCGCAAAUAAAAUACAAUUCAACCAGUUAUGGAAAAUGGUGGAUACCUAUAAAUUUAAGCACCAAUAACUUAAAGCAGAUCAUACUGAACUUCACAACAUGUUUAACACCGGAUUUACCCUCUUUUACUGUACAACAACAAAUUGAUGGGGCAUAUGUUUGGAUAGUCAACAUUCAGCGAGCAGGAUAUUAUCGUGUCAAAUAUGAUUUACAAAGCUGGUACGCAAUUGUAAAUGAUUUAAAUUCUACAGCUGGAGAAUAUAAAGAAAUAAGUGUCAUCAAUCGUGCUAAAAUUAUUGAUGACGCGUUUCAUUUGAUGAUGGAACGUCAGCUCAACGUAUCUGUAUUUUGGAACCUCACGCAAUUCUUAUCACAAGAGACAAAUUUCAUAGUGUGGUAUCCAAUGUUUAAAGUAUUUGAAUAUAUGUCCAAUAUAUUUCCAUAUUCGGAAAACGAAAUUAAAUACAUCGAUAUUAUUAAGGAGAAAUUUCGAAAAAUGUUGGAUCCACUUAUAAUAAUGCUUCAAAAAAGUCAAACAGACUUUAAUAGAUGUUUAAAACAAGAGAUCUUAAAAUGGGCAUGUGCGCUCGAACAUCUUACGUGCAUAAACAAGACCAGAAGUUUCACCAGAGUGGAAGCACUGGACAUUUUGCAGAGGUUUAACAUUAUGCCAUUAUGA
Trachymyrmex septentrionalis is the source of this 1632-nucleotide messenger RNA. Its product is annotated as glutamyl aminopeptidase-like. The record is from RefSeq and is a predicted model, not a curated record. Gene Ontology annotation, cellular component: cytoplasm. The transcript is spliced from 9 exons. Gene Ontology annotation, molecular function: peptide binding; zinc ion binding; metalloaminopeptidase activity. Lineage: Eukaryota; Metazoa; Arthropoda; Insecta; Hymenoptera; Formicidae. The coding region runs from base 1 to 1632 and encodes 543 amino acids. Gene Ontology annotation, biological process: proteolysis; peptide catabolic process.